UCGGCUCCUAGACGCCCAUGGCCGGAUGCCCUGCGUCCGCACCGUCCUCGGCCUCCUGGGGGCUCUGGCGGCCUGUGGCGCCGUCGCCUUCCUCGGCUACUGCGUUUACUUCGACCGGAAGCGGCGUGGCGACCCCGUGUUCAGGCGCCGCCUGCGGGACAAAAGAAGAGCCCAGCAGCAGAAGGCUGAGGGACGGGGCGCCCAGUUGUGGGAUCCAGCAAAGAAUAAAAAAUUGCAAGAACUUUUUCUGCAAGAGGUACAAAUGGGACAACUUUGGUUAUCCAGAGGAGAGCAUCAGUUGGGGGUUGAACACCUCAGCAAUGCCCUUUUAGUAUGUGGACAACCACAAGAACUUCUGAAGGUUUUCAAACACACACUCCCUCCUCAGGUAUUUGAGAUGCUGUUACACGAAAUUCCCCUUAUUUGCCAGCAAUUUGAGGCAGACAUGAAUGAACAGAAAUACUUGGAGGAUGAUCGUGAUUGAAAAACAUUUCAACGUAUCCACAGUCCAGUCAGAAUACUAUGGUACUAUAUAUAUAGUAUAAACAACUGCUCAGUAAUAUUUCCAUUUAUUUUACUUUUAGUAAUAAAAAAUUCUAUCUCAU
This is a messenger RNA of Odobenus rosmarus divergens (Pacific walrus), 605 nucleotides long. RefSeq names its product translocase of outer mitochondrial membrane 20 homolog (yeast)-like (gene TOMM20L). Bases 26 to 484 code for a protein of 152 amino acids. Gene Ontology annotation, cellular component: mitochondrial outer membrane translocase complex; mitochondrial outer membrane. Gene Ontology annotation, molecular function: transmembrane protein transporter activity. Gene Ontology annotation, biological process: tRNA import into mitochondrion; protein import into mitochondrial matrix; protein targeting. The transcript has 5 exons. The record is from RefSeq and is a predicted model, not a curated record. NCBI's taxonomy places the organism in Eukaryota, Metazoa, Chordata, Mammalia, Carnivora, Odobenidae.